Hyaloscypha bicolor E is the source of this 1125-nucleotide messenger RNA. RefSeq lists its product as uncharacterized. Bases 1 to 1125 code for a protein of 374 amino acids. The record is from RefSeq and is a predicted model, not a curated record. The transcript is spliced from 2 exons. NCBI's taxonomy places the organism in Eukaryota, Fungi, Ascomycota, Leotiomycetes, Helotiales, Hyaloscyphaceae.
AUGGCAGUCUGCCUUGCGAGCUCUGCGGCGGCGCGUUCAGCACAUAACCUUUUCGAGCGACAAACGGUGUCUGCAUGUCCUGUAUCAAAUUUCGUUCCUUGUUCUCGAGCUGGUCUGCCAUCAGAUUUCUGCUGUCCCACGGGCCAAACCUGCAUACCGCUGGCCGCGAAUACCACGGUCUUGUGCUGUCCUAACGGCUCAGACUGUACCGUCAUCAAACCGAUCGUUUGCGAUAUACAACAACAAAAUAUCACUGCACAUCCAGACAAUACCUUGAAAACAAUAAAGCUUAAUGUGGCUCUGCCAACCUGCGGGUCCAGUUGCUGUCCGUUCGGCUUUACCUGCAACACAACCGGAAACUGCGUAAAGAACGCGGACCAGACUAUCCCACCUGAAGGAAGCACAUCUUCAGCACCAUCCUCAACAGCGACUACCACCUCAAAACCCGCCUCAACACCCUCCUCCAACACAACCGCCCCCCUCCCUCUCACAGCACAAUGCAACAAGUUCCCUGCGAUCGCCGUCGUAGCAGGUUUCUUCCCAGGGCUCGCCCUCGGCGCUGCUCUCGCCCUCCUUAUUGCCUCAUUUGUAGGCCUUCAUAAGAGAAAAGAGCAUGUAAAACGCCGCUCCGGCUCCUCCUUCGGGAACAUCUCAGACCCGCAACCCACGAGCGACAUGCGCACCGAUUUCCUGCGCAAGCCACCUCCAACACCCUCGACCACACGCAGCGCGCCGACCCGACGAAACACAAUCCAAAGAGUGCGCUCAAUAUUCGGCAAAUCGCCGUCUCCAAACGGCCUACCAGCUUCUCCCGCACCACCAAUGCCGCUGAAUAUAAGAAGGCCGAUGCCACAGGAGCAGAGGCCCGUGACACCGAUCAUGCAGCGCGAGCCGAGUUAUGAGGAUAUCAGUAUCUUCACGGACGGCAACACGGCGAGCAGUUUAAGAGAGCAGGGACGGCAAAAUGGGAGGUUGCAGGGGGGAGGAAAUGAUGUGAGGGCGAGCCAUCAGACUACGUUUAGUGAUAUGAUGGAUCGCAGUGGUGUGCCGCCUGCUGGCUUGAAGAAGAAUUCUCCGUAUGUCUACAAAGGCUCGCCGACGUACAAUUCGCCGGGGAGUAAAUGA